ACACACACAGUCACACGCACACACACACAGUCACACGCACUCUCUCUCACACACACACACAUCUGUUCCGAUCUCCAGCAGGCAGGAGACAUAAAGACGGCUCUCAAACCAUGUACAAGUUGAUUUCUCUGACGUUGAUUUCACUGCUGGCUGUUUUCGGGCCGUAUGUGAUCGCAGGAGGACGCUUUGAGCGAACCAUCAGCAGACCUUUCAGAUCUUUGCUGAGGGUCCAUAACGGGAUGAGAUGGGGCUCAUGGGGUCAGAAGGAAAUGUGUCCGACUGGAAUGUAUGCCACAGGCUUUAGUCUUAAGGUGGCAGAUAUGUGGGAAUCUCUGCUGGUUGGUGACAACACGGCGCUCAAUGGGAUUCGUCUUCACUGCAUCAACCCGUCUAAAAGCUCAUCGGGCCCGUACGAGGACUACGCCACAGUUCAGUCCGAUGUAGGAAGCUGGGGAAAAUGGUCAGAUAUCAAAUGGUGCUCGAGUGGAUUUCUGACAUCUUUUGAGCUGAGAGUGGAACCCUACAAAGGGAUCAUGGACGACACGGCCGCAAACAACAUCAGGUUUAACUGCAGUGGAAAUGCGGAAAUGCUGCAGGGAUCUGGGAUGUCGUGGGGCGAAUGGGGCGACUGGAGCGAGACGUGUGGAGGAAAGGGAAUCUGUGGCAUCGAGACGAUGGUGGAGCAGCCGCAGGGAGUCGGAGACGACACGGCCCUCAACGACAUGCGCAUGUACUGCUGUGAUUGAACUGAUUGGUUGUUUCAGAAACAAAUGAUAUGGUGGAAUUUUUUUAAUACAUCAUCAGUAAAUAUGUCUUCAAGUGGCACUUGACUAGUUUUGGGCAGAAUGUAUUGAGCAGAUCUGAGAGAGAUUUUUUUCCUUUUCAUAUUUAAUGGACAACGAAAAUACAACAAUGUCAUCUAAAAUUAAAAGAUCUCGACCAUACCGAAGAAUUUACUUGUAUGAGUAAUGUUUAUGUAAUGUAAUGUUUUCCUUGGGUAUGUUUCAUGACUAGUUGUCAAUUUCUAUAAAGUUACUUCAUGUGAUUCGUUGAAUGGAUAUAAUUAAAAAGG
Sinocyclocheilus grahami is the source of this 1072-nucleotide messenger RNA. RefSeq names its product vitelline membrane outer layer protein 1 homolog. The coding region runs from base 111 to 746 and encodes 211 amino acids. The transcript is spliced from 5 exons. NCBI's taxonomy places the organism in Eukaryota, Metazoa, Chordata, Actinopteri, Cypriniformes, Cyprinidae. The record is from RefSeq and is a predicted model, not a curated record.